AUGGACGAAAAGGAGAAAGAAAAAGCAAAAAGAUUCGUGAGCAAAUCUAGGCGAACAAAACCAAAGCAUGGAACUUCAAAAAUAAAAUCAAAAUGUCGGAAAUCGAAAAAGAAGAAGUCGUCGACAACUUCAAAGAGUAACUCAGCCGUAUCACCACAUCGAGAUAUCGAAAAGGAAGAAAAGAAAGAAGAGAAAAAAGAAGACGUUGUGAAGAAGGUUGACCAGAGAAAGGAUUCUGAAAAGGAUGAAGAAAAGAGGGAAACAAAGAAAAGUGUUCGAAAGCGAACAGAAUGGAAAGAAGAAAAAGAACCAGAAUCUGAAAGUGAUCAUGAUGCGGAUUUGUCGUUGAAAAGGAGUCACGUUGUCGUCCCAACCCGAAAAGGAAAACCUCAAAAAGUGUCAAUCAAGCACAAUGACGUUGAUGAGAAAGUAAUGGAACGCCUUCUCAAAAAACUGAAAGAAAACAAGGCUGAACCGCCUCGACCACAAGUAGCACUUGAUGAAAAAUCAAAGAUUUUCAUGGAUCGCGUUGAGAAAAAAUCGUAUCCAGUCAAGUAUGCAACGAAGAAUAAAUCGACUCUUUUAGUGGACGAUGAUUCGGAAUUUUUCAAGCCAACGGUUCCUCAAAAAGUCAGUUCAGCAACAGUAAUACCGACGGAGGAUUCAUAUGAACACGUGCCGAAACUGGCAGAUGUGAUGAAGAUGCCAGGAGAAAAUGUGUAUCAGACAACGAUGAUGGGAGAAGUACCGUUUUGGGCAGCGUAUUUGGAACCGGAUGAGAAUGAUAUGCAAGACGUUGAACCCCCUAUAUCAGUUGGAACUGAUCAUGUCCAUGCAUACCAGAAGAAAGAACUUCAACUCAAGACGAAUAAAUCAACGAAACUAGUUCUAGAUGAGUUUCAACCUUUCUGUUUACUCACAGCACGAGACGAAAAAUUCUUUCAUCCGCAUCUUGUCUUCUCGAAUACAGUAAGAUCUCUGAUCAAUGUAGCAGCCAGGAUAGGGAAAGAAUGUUCGGUAAUUAGAAAGUCUCAAAUGAAAAGUGAUGAUGAUGAAGAUGGAGAAAAGGAGGAAUCAACACAACCAGACGAUUUGAAUCUGACAAUUUCUUUGAAACAACCAAAAAGUUUCACCUACGAUAGAUCUCGCCCUAUUUUAUCAGCUCGCGAAGAGAAGGGGAACCAACUCGCUCGAGCUCGCACACCGAAGAAAAUCGAAUCGAAGUCGUCGACAAUAAAAAUAGAAGUAGAACAAAAGCAAAGACUACGAAGUUCGUGA
Caenorhabditis remanei is the source of this 1278-nucleotide messenger RNA. RefSeq lists its product as uncharacterized. The record is from RefSeq and is a predicted model, not a curated record. Lineage: Eukaryota; Metazoa; Nematoda; Chromadorea; Rhabditida; Rhabditidae. The transcript has 6 exons. The coding region runs from base 1 to 1278 and encodes 425 amino acids.